AGUUGCGCAUUGCACUUUGAGGUGCUCGGUUGUAUGUAGAUCUACGUCGCGUUGAGUUGUGUUUGUUGUGUCUCUGAGAGUUUAAAUCAAAUUCGGCAUUGCAUGCAAAUUAAAACUGGACUAUUAGCCGGCAAAUCGUGUAUUGAUUUUCAACUCAAUAAAGUGAACACCACAAUGUCUAACGAUAUGGAUGUUGAGCAGGCGACAGCACCAAUGACAACGACCACAAUCGAAGUCAAAGCGGUGCCUGUUGCUGUUAUUGAGGUAAAACCAACAGCAGCAACAGCACCAGCAACAGCACCAGCACCAGCACCAGCAAAAACAACAAAUGGCGAUAAUAUUUGCAAGGCGGCUGAGCAGCCCAAACCGCAACCAGUGGCGGCAAUAGCAACUCUGGCAACAAUAGCAGAACAAGUGCAGCCAACAAAUGCUGCCGUCGAAGCGACCACUAAUAAAGGCAACAACGACAAGUCCAAUAUGGAUCCGGCGCUGAUUAACUUUAAGGUGCUCUAUGUGCUCACUCAGCUGUGCGGUCUCACAAUGAUUGUGCUGGUGGGCACCUGGAUUGGGCAGCACUUUGGCGGCCUCGGCGGCACCGACAAUCCCAAGCAGGAAUUCAAUUGGCAUCCGCUCUGCAUGACCAUUGGCUUCAUUUAUCUGUAUGGCAAUUCCAUACUCGUUUAUCGUGGUUUUCGCACCACACGCAAGAAGACCCUGAAGCUCACCCACGCCGGCAUCCAUUUGGCCGCCUUCGUGCUGACGGUGAUUGCCCUGAAGACAGUCUUCGAUUCGCAUAAUUUGAACGAUCCGCCCAUUCCCAAUAUGUAUUCGCUGCACUCGUGGCUGGGCCUGUCGGCGGUUCUCAUCUUCUGUCUGCAGUAUGUUGCUGGAUUUAUGGCCUUUCUGGUCCCAGGCAUGCGGGAGACUUACAAGAUUGCACUGAUGCCACUGCACGUGUACUUUGGACUCUUUGGAUUCGUUCUGGCCAUUGCCAGUGCCGUAAUGGGACUCACCGAGAAGGCCAUCUUUUCACUGGGUGCCACUUAUUCCACGCUGCCCGCUGCCGGUGUUCUGACCAACAUUAUUGGUGUGCUCUAUGUGAUCUUUGGCGCUCUCGUUGUUUACCUGGCCACAGAGCCAUCGUAUAAGCGCAAGCCGCUGCCCGAGGACACGGCCCUGCUCACUGGUGCGGCAAAUGAGUAAAUUAUUGCGAACCGUACCCCAAUACCAGCUGCAAUUGCAUUACUUAAGCUCAAAACUGUGCACAAAAUCGUAACAUACCCAAAACAAAGAGUAUAAUUUUAACCGUUUGGUGCUUCGUAUUCGUUUUCGUUCAUGUUAGAGUUGAAAUGCAU
Molecule: messenger RNA, 1355 nt
Organism: Drosophila grimshawi
Lineage: Eukaryota; Metazoa; Arthropoda; Insecta; Diptera; Drosophilidae
Product: plasma membrane ascorbate-dependent reductase CYBRD1
Exons: 4
Coding region: 103-1203 (366 amino acids)
Molecular function (GO): oxidoreductase activity
Source: RefSeq, a predicted model, not a curated record